AUACGAUAUUGCUUUUUUGCUUUCUUUGCCAUCACCAUGGCUCGUCCCCAAUUUGGCUUUGGUGGAUAUGGAGGAUUCGGGGGACAGCAGCAGCAAGAAGAGCAAUACGGUGGAGGCUUUUCCGGCUUUGGAGGAGAGUUUGGACAGCAGCAACAGCAACAAGACGGCUUCGGAGGCUUUGGAGGUCAAGAGCAACAACAGCAAAAAGCCGGUUUCGGAGGCUUUGGAGGGGGCUUCGGUCAGGAGCAACAGCAACAGGGCUUUGGUGGAUACUUUUGAUAAUUUCCAUGUCAUUAAUUUGUACCAUAUAGUCAUGUGGGAGUAUAGUAUCUUGAUUAACAAAUAAAAAAUUUUAAAUGAAAACAUAUCAAUCU
Messenger RNA from Drosophila bipectinata, 374 nucleotides. The record is from RefSeq and is a predicted model, not a curated record. Lineage: Eukaryota; Metazoa; Arthropoda; Insecta; Diptera; Drosophilidae.